AUGAACGCCUUCGUCUGUCGCCAGUUUCUGGCCAGCCCUUCAGUUUCUUUUGCCUUCGCUCCCGUCUCCACACGCUCACUACUUCGCCCUCUACACCCUGUGAGGCUAAAGGGAACCCCUGCCCCCCGAAGAGCGUUCAAUGCAACACAUUGUCGGCGACAAAAUACUCCUACCCCAUCCACGCCGAAGCCCGUAACUGCUCGGCUGCCUUCGCCGCCGACCAAUGCUACACCCACGCGACAAGACCUGGGCGGAGACGCAGUGCACAUAACACAGUCAGAGCAGCGCAGCAGGGAUUGGCAUAUCAUCAAGCGGCUUACGCGUAACUUGUGGCCAAAGGACGACUACAAGACGCGGGCGCGCGUCGUACUGGGGGUGGGGCUGCUGGUGGGAGGCAAGGUCCUCAAUGUCCAGGUGCCUUUGAUUUUCAAGCAGAUCAUUGACACUCUGAACCUCGACAUUACGGCAGGUUCGACCGUCUGGGUCGUGGUCGGGUCACUCGUUGUGGGCUACGGAGCCGCGCGAAUAGGUGCCACGUUGUUCGGUGAGCUGCUCAACGCAACAUUUGCGAGCGUGGGGCAGCAUGCGGUCCGCAAGGUCGCGCGGGAGACUUUCGAACAUCUGCUCAACCUGGAUCUCAAGUUCCAUCUGGCUCGACAUACCGGAGGAUUAACACGGGCUAUAGAUCGGGGAACGAAAGGAAUUACGUUCAUUCUCCAAUCAAUUGUGUUCCGAUUGGUGCCAACCGCGCUGGAGAUAUCUCUUGUAUGCGGGAUUCUGUCAUACAACUUUGGCUGGAACUUUGCUGCGAUUACCGUUGUUACCAUGGCUGCUUAUACGUGGUUCACUGUUCGGACAACAUCGUGGAGAACACGAUUUCGCCGAGAAGCGAACUCCGCGGACAAUAAAGCCGCUACGGUCGCUACAGAUUCAUUGAUCAAUUAUGAGGCCGUCAAGCAUUUUAACAACGAGAGACAUGAGAUCGCACAGUACGACAAGCAUCUUUCCGCAUACGAGAAGGCAUCGAUCAAGAUUGCGACUUCGUUGGCCUUGCUAAACUCAGGACAGAACAUCAUCUUCUCGUCAGCUUUGACGGCGAUGAUGUUUUUUGCCGCACAGGGGGUUGUCAACGGUACCAUGACUGUGGGGGACCUCGUCAUGGUCAAUCAGCUUGUCUUCCAGCUAUCUCUGCCCUUGAACUUCCUUGGCACUAUCUACCGUGAGAUGCGUCAAAGCCUACUGGAUAUGGAGGUUUUGUUCAAUAUCACAUCGAAUAAUCAGCCUCCGAAGGACAAGGCAACCGCGACCACCCUUGACCUGCGCGGUGGUUCCAUCACGUUUGACAACGUCCAUUUUGGCUACCAUCCCGAACGCCCCAUCUUCCGCGGUGUCUCGUUCGCGAUCCCCGCGGGUAAGAAGGUCGCGCUUGUCGGGCCUUCAGGUUGCGGCAAAUCCACGGUGUUCCGUCUCCUCUUCCGCUUCUACGAACCCUCCUCCGGCUCGAUUCGUGUCGAUGGUCAGGACGUCCGUGACGUGCGUCUCCAAAGCCUCCGCGCCGCCGUCGGUGUCGUUCCCCAAGAUACGCCCCUAUUCCAUUCCGACGUAAUGCAUAACAUCCGAUACGGGCGCUUGGACGCGACCGACGAGGAGGUCGUUGAGGUUGCGAAGCAGGCUCGGGUACACGACGCGAUCAUGCGGUUGCCGGACAAGUAUGCCACGAAAGUGGGGGAGAGGGGGCUGAUGCUGUCGGGCGGCGAGAAACAGCGGUUGGCGGUGGCACGGGUGCUCUUGAAAGACCCUCCAAUUCUGUUCUUCGAUGAGGCCACGUCAGCACUGGACGCACACACGGAAACGGAGCUUAUGCGAAACAUCAACGCCCUCCUCCAGGACAAGUCUCGCACGAGUAUCUUCAUCGCGCAUCGCUUGCGUACUGUCGUCGAGGCCGAUCUUAUCCUCGUCCUCAAAGAGGGUCAAGUAGUCGAGCAAGGCUCGCACGAGCAGCUCAUGCGGGAGGGUGGGCUGUACUACAGCAUGUGGCAGCAGCAGGUGUCGGACAUCAACGCCGACGUCGCUCUUCCGCAGGAAGAGGUUCCGUCGGUGGAGCAGCCCGCGGCCCGGUGA
Messenger RNA from Epithele typhae, 2121 nucleotides. RefSeq names its product P-loop containing nucleoside triphosphate hydrolase protein. The coding region runs from base 1 to 2121 and encodes 706 amino acids. NCBI's taxonomy places the organism in Eukaryota, Fungi, Basidiomycota, Agaricomycetes, Polyporales, Epitheliaceae. The record is from RefSeq and is a predicted model, not a curated record. Gene Ontology annotation, cellular component: mitochondrial inner membrane. The transcript is spliced from 11 exons. Gene Ontology annotation, biological process: intracellular iron ion homeostasis; transmembrane transport. Gene Ontology annotation, molecular function: ATP hydrolysis activity; ATP binding; ABC-type transporter activity.